AUGUCUCCAAUGGAAUCAAAAACUAUAACCGAUACGACCCUACCGAACCACCUUCAAGAGACCAAGAAAGGGCCAACAGAGUUCAAGAAGAACCAGAAACGGUACCAAGAUCUAAUCGCAACGUUACCUCACGCGAAAGGCUGGUUCGCAAAUGCUCCCUAUAUCGGCUACGGUGGUCACUGGACAGUACAGCCUCUCCUCGAAGGUUGGCUUUACACGCAAGAAUUCUUCCAAGCGCGACCCAUUGACUUCUUCGUUUGUAGCUAUCCAAAGUCAGGUACCACUUGGCUCAAAGCUUUAACUUUCACCAUCGCAAAUCGAUCUCCCUUUGACCAUUCUUCAAACCCUCUCAUAAAACGUAACCCUCACGAGCUUGUUCCUUUCAUUGAGACCGAUUUUCCUUUCUUCCCUCAAGAUGAUGUUCUCAAUGACAAAGGGAACACUCUGUUUGCAACUCAUCUCCCACAUGGAUUAUUACCGGAAUCGAUUUCGAAAUCGGGUUGUAAGAUGGUUUACAUCUUGAGAGACCCAAAGGACACUUUUGUCUCCAUGUGGAAUUUCAUUCAAAAGCAAAGGUCUAACCAUGGCUCUCUAAAUAACCUUGAGGAGAGUUUUGAUAUGUUUUGUCGAGGCUUCUCUUGGUACGGACCUUAUCUAGACCAUGUCAUGUCGUACUGGAAAGCUUACCAAGAGAAUCCAGAUCAGGUUUUGUUCCUCAAGUACGAGACGAUGAGAGCUGAUCCUUUGCCUUACGUGAAGAGAUUGGCUGAGUUUAUGGGUUUUGGUUUCACAGCCGAGGAAGAGGAGAAAGGGAUUGUUGAGAAAGUUGUGGAUCUUUGCAGUUUCGAGACGUUGAAGAAUCUCGAAGCCAACAAAGAAGAGAAACACAAAGAGCGUGUUCCUGGGAUUUUUAUUCCGAAUAGCGCCUUUUUUAGGAAGGGAAAGGUCGGAGAUUGGCAGAACUGUCUGGCUCCGGAGAUGGCAGCUCGAAUCGAUGGACUGAUGGAGGAAAAAUUCAAAGGAACCGGUUUGCUUGAACAUUGUAAAUGA
Molecule: messenger RNA, 1050 nt
Organism: Thlaspi arvense
Lineage: Eukaryota; Viridiplantae; Streptophyta; Magnoliopsida; Brassicales; Brassicaceae
Source: the annotation of a GenBank genome assembly